Molecule: messenger RNA, 1994 nt
Organism: Klebsormidium nitens
Lineage: Eukaryota; Viridiplantae; Streptophyta; Klebsormidiophyceae; Klebsormidiales; Klebsormidiaceae
Source: the annotation of a GenBank genome assembly
AGGCAACACCUUGCAACCUGCCACUGCAGUCUGCAAGUUGCAACUUCAAGAGGCCACCAUGCAAGCAAGGCUGUGACAGGGAGCAGCAUUGCUAUUAACUGACAUGGCAGAGGAAGGGCUUUGGGCAAGCAGCAAGCUGGCCUAGCUCGCAAGGUGGAGAAGUGGCCUGGAAUUGUCAAGCAGCGUCAGAUGUUGUGUGGUGUGACGUUGAGGCCUGCUUACCUUUAACCUGCGGAGGUUGAUGGCCAACAAAUAAGUUGUCCGUUAAGAAGAGAGACAGGGUACAAUGUCGUGGACAAGCAUGCCCUUCCGACCGAACAGGCGGCUGUGGUGUUCACUUGCUUUUGUGUGCUUCUUCGUUGCUGGGGUUGGAAGCGAAGGCGUGGGGGCCUCGUUGCCAAGGGCUAAACGUUCGGUGCGCUCACUGAUAGGGACGGCAAUUGUAGGUCUGUCUAACGUCAGCUCACCGGAUGGGGACACUGGAGUAAGAGUUGAUUCAGGGGGCAAAAUCCCAGGGGAAAAGGAGCCCCCAAAAUCCAUAGGUGCGGACUUGCUGUUUCAAGGGGCAGCCCCCCUGCCCUUGCCCACAGUUGACCGGCAAUCAAGUGCCGGCCCAGAAGUUGCAGCGGGAACUCCUGUUUCAACCCAACUGCUCUUGAAUAGCGCUCAAUCGAUUGCACCAACGAGUCCAGUACUCACAACUCUGGGAGAGAAGUCCAGAGCCCCCUCCCAAGCACCCUCCAUCGAACCACUUCCCGCGUUUCCUUCGCCCCCGGAACAGAAUAGCGCUCAGUCGCUCGCACCAACAAGUGCGCUUGUUGAGGGGGUACUCCCAAACCUGGAAGAGACGUCCAGCGCUCCUGUUCGAGGACCCUCCAUCGAACCACUGCAAGCAGUUCUGUCACCCCCCAAACAGUUAGUCCACCCACUCGUUGAUAUAGGUGAACCGGUCUCUGCGCCUGCCCCCUUGGAGAGUCUGCUGAGCCAAACCGCUGCAAGCGGACCGCAAUCGUCACCAGAAACCAUACCCACAGUAGCCGCUCUUGCGCAUGGACCAGUAGGGCCUGUCGUUGCCAGUCCCUACAAAGCCACUCCCGUAAGCACGCAGACGGCUGCCUUGGUCGUCGGGAAGGGGUCCAACACACCUGGUUUUGCGCGCGCGGAGGGGGCCAUGAAUACACCGCUUGAUGGGGAGAGUGGAGAUGUGCGGGGUUUUGCAAGCAUGCGGGGUCCCCCGGUGGAUCAACAAACAGGAAGCACGUCAAGUCACCAUUCGCAUUUUGGGACAUGGUUUGUGGUUUUGAUCGGAAUCGGUUUGGCCGCUGGCAUCCUUGCUGCGGUUGCGAUCAAGUUACUGACAAUAAGGCGUGCUAAGCGUCAACGAGAAGUUUUGCCGCUUGUCCAAGAAACCGAGAUGACACUAUUGUAGACACAGGAGUGUGUUCUUCCUUCAAAAAGGCCUAGCCAUUGCUUUUGAACAGCGCAAGUUCUGUUAGUAGCCUUCUGAGUUGCACACAAGUUGAUUGCAGAAAUUACAUUGAAUUAAAGUCAAGGGUCUCUUAAAAAGCCGCAAAUGAUCGACUAUGACAGUUACUCAGUGCUUUUGGACAUCGAAGACAACUGAUAUUUGAAGGCAUGCCGUCUCAAUAUCCGAAAAAUCUAAGUUUCACAGCUUUUUUUAAUUUGCAGUUUUCGAGAAUCUAGCACAGCUGAACGAGAAGGAUAACAAGUUCGAGCAAGAUUAGCUUAAGACGUACAGUCAGCUUGUAAGACCCUCGUUUGUGAAGAGGAAAGAAUUCGCUUCUAGUUUGUAGAACUCGAGUCAAGAUAUGGAACAUUUUCUGAGAGCUUUGUGCCACCAACUUCGACUUUCGUUUGGACGUUUCCGACUGCAAAGUUAUCAGCAGAAACGUUUCUUGAAAGAGCUUGGGUCGAAGGCUGGCUUCCCCUCGAUGUUUCGGCUCUCUAAGCGUUUCAACUUGAAAGCCUUCUGA